Messenger RNA from Tripterygium wilfordii, 902 nucleotides. RefSeq names its product cyclin-dependent protein kinase inhibitor SMR6-like. Lineage: Eukaryota; Viridiplantae; Streptophyta; Magnoliopsida; Celastrales; Celastraceae. The record is from RefSeq and is a predicted model, not a curated record. Bases 317 to 643 code for a protein of 108 amino acids. The transcript has a single exon. Gene Ontology annotation, biological process: regulation of DNA endoreduplication.
CCGGUCUUCCCAUUCAAAGCUCUCUCUAUCCCUGCUCUCUCUAUCCCUCCUCUCUCUCUCUCUGCCUUACGAAACUUACUAGCUUUCUUGAUUUGCUCUGAUUCUUAGAGCAUAAUCUCUUUUGUUACUGAUUUUUGAUUGAGAGAAAGUAGUAUUUGCUUGGCUUCAUCUUCACUUCUGAAUAUUUUUGUUUGACAAAAACCCUUUUCUCUUAUUCCAGCAAUUGUUCUGAUUCUUGAAUCAAAAACCCAUCUUUUCUUUCACUCUGUUUCUUGUCCUGCUUUAGGCUUAUAUUUUUCUGGGUUUCUCUUCAGAUAUGGGAAUUUCAAAGAAAUCACAGGUGGAAUCUGGAUUAGAAUCCGAAGGCAAAAAAUGGGUUAUCGGUGGAAUCACAAUUAGGACUUCCUUGAAGCCAAUCAACACAAAGCCAAUAGGCAAAGAGACCGAAGAAGGCGACAACAACGAAGAGGCAUGUUCGACAACUCCAACAGCCAAAGAAACAAGAAUACCAGAGAAAUUGUCAUGCCCACCGGCCCCGAGAAAGCGAAGACCUGCUUCAAUAUGCAAUUUUGGUGCCAAAGACUUCUUCACUCCGCCUGACUUGGAGACAGUUUUCAAGUUCCAUGUUGACAAAACAGAUUGAGUUUUGUCUUAAUUUUAUUUAGCGUCAGCAUCUCCUUCUGUGUUCUAGUUAGUAGUAGAGACUAGAGACUAGAGAGAAGUAGAAUUUUAGGGGUUUUUGUUCCGUAGAGUAGAAGAGUUAAUUGUAUACAAAAAGUGCUAUAUCUAUGAAAUGAUGUUGGCCUAGUUUUAGCCCAAGUUUUUUGGUUAAUUCCCUAAUGCCCUUUUUGUAGUUUGCACAACAAUGAAGUGAAAUUGAUGAUUUGAAGAUUUUAAGGUUA